AUGACCCAUGCCUUGGAGGAAGCUUACCAAACCUGGCUUUCUGAGGAAGGAGGUGGGGCCAUUUUGCCAGAAAACAUGCAAUACUUGGCAGAGUUUGUCAAGGACGACCAUCCAGCACAGCGCAUUUGCCGCCUGAGUCGUGAGCUCCAGGCUCCUGUAAAGGCUGUACCAAGUGUCCACCUAGAGCUGAAGAAAUUCGAAGAGCAGGUGCGAACGCUGGAAGCGCAACUGGCAGAUGCGCGGCAGGCCACAGCGGCCACAGCGGCCACCUCAGAGCUGCAGCCGCUGCUGGAGACUCUGCGGGAGACUUUGUGGCUAGGGAGGUUGGUGCAGUGGCACCCAGACGACGGCGCCUCCCUCCUCGGCCGCGUGGUCUGCGUCGGUGCCGAGAACCACCACGUGGCCGUGGCCUUCGCAGAAGUGGAGGAGGCUGUGUGGCUUCCGGAGGAAGCCCUGCAAGCGGAUCAUGAAGCUGAGCUGAUGAGCCGAGCAGGGAGCAAGGUCUACUGGCAAGGUGAUCAGACUGUGGAGAAAGCAGUGGUGCUAAGCGACGCUGAUCAUCCUGCUAUGGUGCUGUUGCGGACAGAAAGUGGCUACACCACCAAUGCUGCCAUCCAGGACCUCGCCCCGCGAAGCGAAAGGCCUGGACCUGAUAUGGGCGAUGUGCUGCGCGACCAGAAUGGCUGGGGUAUGGUGGUUCAAAGUGACCACCUGUGCAUUUGCAUCCAACCCUUCGACCGAUCACAGGCCAGCGUGCAGAUGUCGCUCAAGGAAAUGGAAGAAGCACUGACCACAGGCGAAGUGGAAGUUUCAGCCUUGCAACCUGGCGCAUGCGUGAAGCACAUCGCAAGCCAGCAGGUGGGGAUCCUCCAGGCACGGCACGAAGAUGCGGCCAGCGUGGACUUCCUUGGCAAAGUCGCUUGGCAGGGCUCCAUUGGAUGCCUUGCUGCAGCUCCGGAGGAGCCUGACCUGGGAUUCCACGUUGAGACUUUGGGCUCAGAUCUGCCAGUUGCUACCGAGACACCGCCUCACCAAAAGUGCUGCAGCUUUACUCGUAGCAGUGGAGUGGAUACCCGGUGCAACAACUUCAUGACCUGUCCGGGGAUGGAACAUGGGUUGCAGAUGGUUGCAGCACCCUUGGCUCGAGGGUGGCACCUAGCAGUGGAGUCCGGUGAGGAUGUUGCCAGCGAUCUCCUCAGUGAGGGUCGACGGGACAUGAUUGUUCUUGUGGUGGUGGUGGUAGCGAUGUUAACAACUUUCGUCCUGGGACCACUUAGUGCCCAAGUGCUAGCUGCGGUAAAUCCUUUUAUUGGCAUGGUGCUGCCUUUUGCUUGCAUGUUAUGCGCAGCAGGAUGUCUUUGCACCUCCCUGUGCGCAAGUGAAAAGAAGCAGCGUGACGCAGACUAUGAAGAACCGGAGAGGCCGAUGCCCCAGGAGGAUGUCAGCGCAGCGGAGUUUUCCGCACCGGUGCCGCAUCCGGUGGGAGCCACCGCCCCACGGUGGCAAGUGAAAGCAGGGCCAGGAGGUGGAUGGAUAGACUUUGACCUUGAUGUUUCCCUUGAAAUUGAUGAUGCCCAAGCCAGAGGCGAGGAGGCUUUCCAAGUCACAGUUCGAGGCCAAGCCUAUGAGAUCAACCUGGUGGAAAUGCACCAAAAGAACCUCAGCACCGGCAGGAAGCGGUCGAUUCGUCACACGGGUCACUACGUUUGA
This is a messenger RNA of Cladocopium goreaui, 1710 nucleotides long. Lineage: Eukaryota; Dinophyceae; Suessiales; Symbiodiniaceae. The record is from the annotation of a GenBank genome assembly.